Messenger RNA from Sphaerodactylus townsendi, 5766 nucleotides. It is a transcript of the gene CXCL12, whose product is annotated as C-X-C motif chemokine ligand 12. The transcript has 6 exons. Gene Ontology annotation, cellular component: external side of plasma membrane; extracellular region. NCBI's taxonomy places the organism in Eukaryota, Metazoa, Chordata, Lepidosauria, Squamata, Sphaerodactylidae. Bases 438 to 791 code for a protein of 117 amino acids. Gene Ontology annotation, biological process: axon guidance; positive regulation of cell migration; immune response. The record is from RefSeq and is a predicted model, not a curated record. Gene Ontology annotation, molecular function: CXCR chemokine receptor binding; chemokine activity.
CCCCUUGCGCGGACCCCCGAGGAGGCCGGUGGGGAUCUGGGGGUCGCAGCCGCCUCGCCUGCCCCCCCCCCCCAGAGCAGACUCCCGGGCCCCCACCCUGCUGCGAGGGUCCGUCCAGGGCCUUGGGGCUCGGAGACACCCCCCACCCCCACCUUGCCACUCUUCCCCGACGGCCCGGACAGCGGCUCCGGCGGGCGGCCAUCCCCGGGGGAGCGGAGGGGGGGGGCGACUGCCUCCCGGCUUGUCCGACGGGGUGGGCCACUUCCCAGCCGGGCUCGAGCCUCCCCCCACCCCCCUCCGAGCGAGCCCCCUCCCCUGGGUUCCGCUCCCUCGGGCUGCCGGCCCAGCCCCUUCCCCGCCCCUCGGCGGGCCCUAUAGAGGGGAGGGAGGCGGCCGGCGGUCGGGCAGAGAGCCGCGCCGUCAGUGCCGGGGUUGCCAUGGCCGGCAAAGCGCCGCUCGCCCUCCUGCUGGCCCUGCUGGCCCUCCUGCUGCUCGCCGCCCUCCGCCGCGCCGACGGGAAGCCCAUCAGUUUGACCUACCGCUGUCCCUGCCGCUUCUUCGAGAGCAAGGUGGCCAAAUCGCAGGUCAAGCACCUCAAGAUCCUGACGGUCGCCGGCUGCUCCCUCCAGAUCAUAGCCAAACUGAAGAACAGCAGCAAGCAGAUCUGCCUCGAUCCCAAUCUGAAGUGGCUUCAGGGAUAUCUGGAGAAAUAUGCACCCAAGGAAGAUACCAUGGCUGGAAGAUACCAGAGCAGAACCAUGCAGAGAUUUAAAAGGCGAGCCAAGAUAUAAGAGGCGAGAGCAGGGCGGGAUGCCUCGCUGUGGGACCCAGAGAGCAGAUGGUCCCACUCGUAGGGACCGCGGCGUGACUGCUCCCACGCGCUCCCGGAGGCUUUGAGUUGCACAGAACGCCUUGCUUUCCCCAGUACUGCCUGAUGUAGCAGGAAUCUUUCAGACGCAGCUUGGUUUAUUACAUAGCACUAAUAGUGGCAGCAGAGGGGAACUUAGAGUAACCCAGCUUUGUAUGACUCUUCCUUUAUGCUGAGCAGAACCCAGACACUUUGGGCACCAGGAGGUAGCUGCAGAGGGGGUCAGAGUGGAAAGCAAGUGGGGGGAGGGGGGAGAGGGAGGGAAAGGGAAACCUUACCACUAGCUGCAGAUAAAAUGUCCCUUUUUGUGUUGUUGGUUUUCUUUUGGCAGGGCUAUGCUGAAAAUCAGGCUGUUCUAGUGGCUGCCAGAAUUGAUGCUGUGGUGGAAGGGGAGAAAGGCCCCCGGCAUUCCAUGAGCGUGCAGGCCGACCCCCUCGUUUCAGGGGGAAGGCCGCCCCAUGGAUGGAGACCUGAACUGGCCCAAUGCUUUCCAGAGUCAGGCCUGGUCUGCGCCUGCUCCUUGCCUUCCUCCGUGGCCAUUUCCUCACCCUCCACCCUAGAACCAGGGCAAAUGGUCCUUGAGCUGCGGCCUUGACCUGAAAUUAGGGUUGCCAGCUCUGGGUGGGGAAAUACCUGGAGAUUUUGAGGGUGGAGGCUGGGGGGGGAUGCGCUUUGGGGAGUGGAGGGACUUCAGGGGGAGUAUAGAACCCCAACCCCCUUCUAAAGCAUCCAUAUUCUCUUAAAUCAUUUGUCAUUCCAGGAGAUCUCUACAUUGUCAUUCCAGGAGAUCUCUCCACAUGGAGGUUGGCAACCUUGCCGGGGACAGGGGGGGCGGGGGAGGGAAACCCACUUUCCUUGGUCUGUGCUGCUUGCCCUUCUCUCAGGGUCUCCAGCUGAGCUGCAAAGCUCAUGGUUUCAGCUCUGGCAGCUUCUAUGCUCCAUGGAGUUCCUGUGUUGGGGAAGGUGCUGUAGAUAAGCGCCCUGUGCUUUCAUGAAGCCGCCUUGUCCUGAAUCAGAUGGGCGAUGCGUCAAAAUCGGUCUGGUCUACUCAGGUUGGCGGUGACUGUCCAGUAUCGCAGGCAGGAGUCUUUUACUGCACCUCCCACCAGGUCCUUUUUAAAACUGGGAAUUGAGGCUGGGGCCUUCGGCUUGCCAAGGAGGGGCUCUGCCAGUCGGGGCACAUUGUGUUUUUUCCACUGCAGGGCUAUAGGUGGCCCCCACUUCCACCUCCCGAAGGUCACCUGUGUUGGUUUGCAGUAGAAGAGCAAGAUCCAAGUCCAGUAGCAUCUUAGAGACCAACACUAUUUCCCAGGUGCGAGUUUUUGAGAAUCAAAGCUCCCUUCGUCCGGGACUGCCCACCCCCCUAGAUCACUGAAACAGCCAGGGCCAUGUCUUGGUUGGGUGUGAAUGGUGAGCACAGCUCGACGGAGGACCCCUUUCUGCACAUGGGACUCUGUGCCCUGAGGGGGGUUAUGGGCUUUUGUACACUCUCUGGUGGAUUCCACACAGCACAAAUAUAAUGCCUUUAGGACAUUAUAAAAAGUGUUUUGGAGAAGAACUUGGCGCAGCUCUCUCCGCCAAAAUGAGUUCAGCCUGUUAUAUUCCUCUCAACCCUGGUUUUUCAAGGCUUGCUAAACUAGUGAUCUCCUCUGCCCACAAACCUUGGCUGGAGACCUGUCCUGCUGGCUGAGUGAAUGCCAGCAAGCAGGAAAUGCUUCAUUUCUCCUGCCCAAACCUUUUGUUUCCACCACUCGCGCCCACCAUUUUGUGUGCUGCAGCAGAUUCUCUGUGAAGAUUCCCCCCAGAGGUUUCCUCUGUUUGCAGUGACAUAAUUAGAGAAGCUGCAGUAUGCGCAUGUUGGUAUCGCUGUAGCUUAGCAGACAUCCUCCUCAAAACAAAAAAAAAAGGAAAAAGGACUUAUGCACAGGAUCGCCAGACAAGACAGACUUUAUUCAUCUGCUUUCUACCAUGAAAUAGCAAGCUGGUGAGCUACAAGCAGAGGAAAUGGAGUGGGCGCCACUGUGAAACUGACAAGAGCUCUGUGCAGCAGGCGGGGAAAAAGAUCUGUUUUGGCUGGCAACGGUUGUGUUCUCCCGCACUGUGGGAACACAAAAUGCCCAAAGGGUUUUUUUUUUUUUACAACGUUGUAAGGACAUUAUGUUUAUGCUGUGUGGAAUCCACCUGUUUGAAACUAGGAGGGGGAGCCCCAAGGAUUGUAGCAUGUGGGGUGCAGAACUGGACCCCCCCGCCCUGCUCCCUGCAAAAUUACAAUCCCACUCUACAAUCCCACUCUGUCUUGCCGUGCCUUCUCUGCUGAAAGAUAAGAGAGUCUUGUCUAGACCCCAAACAGUCAGUCACACAGUAUCCCAAAGCAGUAUCAUUAGUCUGUGUGUGGGGCCCUUUUUAGCCAGGGGGAGGCUGAGCUUUAUGAGCCCUUUGGGGAUAGGGCGGUAUAUCAAAUUCAAUAAAUAAUAAUAAUAAUGAUUGACAGUACCCUGUUCCAUUUUGACCCAAACCGCCAUGCCGGUGGCACUGAACACCGUGGCAGCCUUGAGCAAGCAAAGCUGACCCUCUGCACGCGGGCCCUGUGCCGGUUCCAGCUUCCGUGGCCUGAGGUCUCCCCUCCGUGUGAGCUUGGCUUGCAACACUGAAGAAUAACAAAAGCCAUUUUGGAGUGUAAGGAAAGAGACUGGCUUCAAGGAAGUUAAUGUCCCAUUAAUGUGAACAAAUUCACCAAAAAAGCCUUUUAAACAGGCUGUAGCCUCAGGUUUAACUAAUAGUCAAAAUGCACAUUUAUAUGAUGAUAGCCGGGCAAAGGUGGCACUUCUAAACAGAUUUGGAAAUGCAAUUGCUCCCAAAACAAUUCAUGAGAAAUAGUAAAUUUACCUAGUGAUGGGGGGGGGGGGGGGGGAGAACGGGACCGUCUGUCUGCCCUACCUGUCUCCCUUCGUUAUUUUAACUGAUACAUUGAGGUGAACAUGUAAGAAAAUGUCAUACUUAAAGUUAUUUUAUUUGGGGCUGGAUUUCUCUGCAGAAAUUUGAAUUACAUCUUGCGGGCAGGGCAAUGCGCAGAAUCCGUCUCCAUCUUUGGCAUUUGAAACUAGUGCACAACUAUUUCUUAGAAAAACAAAUGACAGGUCUGGCUUGUGCUGCCUUGAUGGAGGUACCAGUUUGUAGCCACCUAAUCGUGUCAGGUAAUAAGAGCUGUCUCCCUGUAGACUGUGCAGUAUUUAACAUAUGUUUCGCCCCCCCCCCCAAUAGAGAAUUGAUGAAGUAACUUAGAAUUUUUCUGCACCUCUCACUUGCAAUGGAAGGCUCAAUUAAUUGGAACACCCCCCCUCCCCAUAAUUGCCUGCAAAAGGGGAUGCCUCUUCCUACAGAUCACAGGAAACCCUCCAAAGAAUGCUGCACAGCUUUUAAUAAUUAGUGGAGUCAAUCAGGUCAAUUAGGCAUUAAAGAUCCUCUUGUUUCAAGUUCCCAUCUCAGCUGUGAAUGGAACACAGGUGCAGUUUAACCCAUUCUGUGCCUGUUGGAAUGCCUGCCCUGUUGCACGGUGGGCCCUGCUUCAUUGCAUAUCCAGAGAGGCCAUUCUGCAGAGAUGGGGGCGAUGGGGAGGGGGGUCGUUUAAAUUUGAUUUGCCUCGAGCUCAGGCCCCCAAGUGAUUCUUCACAUCCUGGCAACGCAUAAUGUCAUGUUUCUUAUUUCCUGACAUGAAGAGCUGCUUCCGUGUUUAAUUUUGCUGGGGGAAGGUGGGCCCCUGAAAUUCAGAUUUUGACACUGAAAUCCACAGUUCCCAAGAUCAUUCGACUAAAAUGGUUGUGAAAUUGGAGUUUACUUUUCAGUGCUGUUGAGUUUCCAUUUCCACUCCGGUCAUUGGAUUCUGACCGUUCGGCCUGCCGUUUUUUGGAUACAAAUGCGGGGCAAGUAUUGACGGUUUGAAGAAGAAACACGGAUGUGUGAUGGCCAUGGCUUUCACCCUGUGAUCUGGGGGACCUUGAACUUCCACAGAAGGGCUCCCUCCAUGGAGAAGUGUCCCAGAGCAGAUCUAUGACUGCCGAUCCUGAGCUUUGGGUCGUGCUUUUAGUUCGCCACCACUGUUUAGUUCAUCUGGGGCUUCAAAGUCUUGGCCAGGGCUGCGUGGCCGUGGUCUGGUAUUCUACUCAUACAGCCCAGAAAACCCACAACAGCUAGUGGUCCUUAACCACUAGUCCCAAAUUCCCUGCUCCAAUACUCACCUAGAUCUCUCUCGAGUCAACGUUCACAAGGGGAGAUAUGUUGGGUGGGGGGGAUUGGGAGCAGACAAGCCAGGGGUUAACUCUGGAGGCCCACCUGAGACUGGACUGGCACAUCCAGUGCUAUUUGCAGAGGUUCCUCAGCGGCUGUGCUCCCCAGUGGAGGAAAAGCCACAAACUACUGAAUGAGAGCCAUCAGCAGCCUGGAUCAGGCGUCUGACAGAAGGGCAAGGGUGGCUGUAGGAGCCGUUCACACGGCCAAGCUGGCCACUAUACGGGAGCCACUUUUCAGUUGGUAGCAAUGUGGUCACGUGCCUGUUGCAGCUGGCGUGUGUGGGAUGGCCACGGCACGCUUCAGGCCCCUCUGUAGUUUUGUUUGUGGAGAGCACUUGUGGGGGUCUGCCUCCCUUUGUCUUCUGUAACUGGACUGAAAGCCAGCCCUGCAGAGCAGCUUGCUGGGUUGAGCUGCUUCUGAACGUGGUUGGGACGUGACUGGCGCUGGCUUCUCGUGUGUGACCUUGUCGCGAAGUUUCCCAAGGAAUGUGAAAAGAAAUGUGUUUUCAAAGCUUUAUUUCAUUGCAUACUUUUUUUGUAAAAUCCAUAUAAAAUAUCAGAACCACCAAAGUUUGUAUCAUUUUCUUAAUAAAAAAAUUGUAUUAAAAAGUU